Procambarus clarkii (red swamp crayfish) is the source of this 741-nucleotide messenger RNA. RefSeq names its product serine-rich adhesin for platelets-like. NCBI's taxonomy places the organism in Eukaryota, Metazoa, Arthropoda, Malacostraca, Decapoda, Cambaridae. The record is from RefSeq and is a predicted model, not a curated record.
AUGGAAAGAACAAAGGAAAACGUCUGCAAUUAUCAGCUUAGCAGGGAGCGGGGUCACCUGACACGACCACACAUCUGCAUCAAUACAUCUACAUCAACACCUCUACAUCAACACAUCUACAUCAACACAUCUGCAUCAACACAUCUACAUCAACACAUCUACAUCAACACAUCUACAUCAACACAUCUACAUCAACACAUCUGCAUCAACACAUCUACAUCAACACAUCUACAUCAACACAUCUACAUCAACACAUCUGCAUCAACACAUCUACAUCAACACAUCUACAUCAACACAUCUACAUCAACACAUCUACAUCAACACAUCUACAUCAACACAUCUACAUCAACACAUCUGCAUCAACACAUCUGCAUCAACACAUCUACAUCAACACAUCUACAUCAACACAUCUACAUCAACACAUCUACAUCAACACAUCUACAUCAACACAUCUACAUCAACACAUCUACAUCAACACAUCUACAUCAACACAUCUACAUCAACACAUCUACAUCAACACAUCUACAUCAACACAUCUACAUCAACACCUCUGCAUCAACACAUCUACAUCAACACAUCUGCAUCAACACAUCUGCAUCAACACAUCUGCAUCAACACAUCUGCAUCAACACAUCUGCAUCAACACAUCUACAUCAACACAUCUACAUCAACACAUCUACAUCAACACAUCUGCAUCAACACAUCUACAUUCAUGGUGUUACAUAUGUACGUCUUGUCUGA